This is a messenger RNA of Sinocyclocheilus rhinocerous, 1110 nucleotides long. Its product is annotated as homeobox protein MSH-D. Gene Ontology annotation, cellular component: nucleus. Gene Ontology annotation, molecular function: RNA polymerase II transcription regulatory region sequence-specific DNA binding; DNA-binding transcription factor activity, RNA polymerase II-specific. The transcript has 2 exons. Gene Ontology annotation, biological process: embryonic morphogenesis; regulation of transcription by RNA polymerase II. Bases 65 to 787 code for a protein of 240 amino acids. NCBI's taxonomy places the organism in Eukaryota, Metazoa, Chordata, Actinopteri, Cypriniformes, Cyprinidae. The record is from RefSeq and is a predicted model, not a curated record.
CUUCAAGGCAUCAAAGGCUUCAUGCUUUUUUCAUGAGACGUCAGAGUGACUUUGAAGCUCGAGGAUGUCCGCGUCCGCGAGCUUGAAGGAAUCAGACGGAGAUCGGGACAUGGAGCAGCGCAGAACCCAAGUGUCAAGCCACCCAUUCAGCGUCGAGUCUCUUAUAUCUAGCCACAAAACCAGUAAAGACUUUGAAAGACGGCGCGAGGAUGUAUCCAGCCAGUUUGCGAAGACUGAGAUCAGGGAUUCUUGUGGCUCGGCUGGAAUACAAAAGCACUUUAUGCAGACCUCACCCGUCAAAUCGGAGUCCCCUGAGGUGGAUGACUGCACACCAUGGGUUAUGAACUCUAGAUUCGCUCAAACACGCCAGGUAAGUGCCUGUCCUCUCCGCAAGCACAAGACCAACCGUAAACCCCGUACGCCAUUCACCACCUCACAGCUCCUGGCCUUGGAGCGAAAGUUCAGACAGAAACAGUACCUGUCCAUUGCCGAGCGAGCAGAAUUCUCCAGCUCCCUCACCCUCACAGAGACCCAGGUGAAGAUCUGGUUCCAGAACCGACGGGCCAAGGCCAAGCGUUUGCAAGAGGCAGAGCUGGAAAAGCUCAAACUGACUGCCAAACAUGUCCUCCACCCCAAUUUCAGUUUGCCUCUUCCUCUUGGAACCCAACUUCAUUCGGCCGUCUCACUCUAUGGCCAGUCGUAUCCCUACCAGAGGCCUUUAUUGCCUGUUGCUCCAGUGGGACUCUAUGGAACACCUUUAGGGUACAGCAUGUAUCACCUCGCUUGAGAAGAAGUGCUACAGUAUGGACUAGUACUGAUCUGAGGAUGUACAGAAAGACAAUGUUUACAAACCUUGGGUGUCCAAGUCUGAAAAAAAGCAGCAACCAAAAAAUUUCAUUCGAUAUUUCAUAAUGUGCCUUCACUCACGUCUUAAAAUACAUGAAAUAAAAAGCGGGACAUUUUACCUCACUUUCCAAUGACUGAAAGAUCAAAUUUUACCGUGUCGAUGGAUAAUGCUGUUGCCAAAUCUUUUGUGUAUAUUUGUGUCAUACAUCUUUAUGUAAUAUAUUGUAAAACUAAUUAUUUUGUGUACAGAAUACUGAGUUUAAA